Molecule: messenger RNA, 1242 nt
Organism: Exophiala dermatitidis NIH/UT8656
Lineage: Eukaryota; Fungi; Ascomycota; Eurotiomycetes; Chaetothyriales; Herpotrichiellaceae
Product: 5-methyltetrahydropteroyltriglutamate-homocysteine methyltransferase
Exons: 3
Coding region: 1-1242 (413 amino acids)
Molecular function (GO): 5-methyltetrahydropteroyltriglutamate-homocysteine S-methyltransferase activity; zinc ion binding
Source: RefSeq, a predicted model, not a curated record
AUGGCUACGACGACUUCCACCACCACGGUCCAGCCCCCAUUCCGGGCCGAGCAAAUGGGAUCCCUACUCCGACCACAAAAGCUAUUGGAUGUACGCAGCGCGAUCCGCGACAACCCAAACUUGACGCCCGAGGAAGCGGGCCUGCCUGCCGUCGAAAAGGAGGCCGUUGCACAGAUUGUGAAGACGCAACGAGACCUAGGCUUCAAGGGUGUCACGUCGGGCGAGUACAACCGCACGCGGUUCUGGGGUCUGUUCUGGGACGAACUCGAAGGCACGGUCAGAUUGCAGGAUGCCGAUGCCAGCAUGUUUCGUCUGUAUCAUCCCGAUGUUGUGUCUUUGAUCGAACAGGAUCGCAAAGUCAUGCCUGGUGAUUCGGUGAUUGCGGGAUCGAAGAUCCGCCAUCCGGGGCCGGAGAAGGUUAAGUCGAAUUUGCAUGAGUUGAAGCUUGUGCAGGAGGCUACGCCGAGGGAGGAGUGGGGGAAUAUUAAGUUGACUAUGAUUACGCCGGCGUGGUUCCAUAUGCGAUACAAGCAAGGUCGCGCAUACACUCCCGAAGCAUACAGCAACGACGCCGACUAUUUCAAGGACGUGGCGAAAGCGUACCAGGACGAACUGAAGAUUCUGUAUGAUGCAGGACUUCGGAAUGUUCAAUUUGAUGACCCUGGUCUUGCGUAUUUCUGUUCCAACGACUUCCGCAAUGGCUGGGCACAAGACAAGGACAACAUUGGAACCGUGGACGAUCUGCUAGACGCCUACAUUCAACUAUACAACGAUUCCAUCUCCCAAUGUCCGCCGGACAUGCACACGGGCGUGCAUCUGUGCAGAGGCAACUUCAUUGGCGGGCGACACUUUGCCGAAGGAGCGUACGACAUUAUUGCGAAGAAACUGUUUGAAAAUCUCAACGUCAACACUUUCUAUCUUGAAUACGAUACCGAGCGAGCAGGAGGUUUCGAGCCGCUCAAGUACCUGCCCAAGAACAAGAAUGUCAUUGUCGGCUGCAUCAGCACCAAGGUGCGGGAUCUGGAAGAUAAGGAAGAAAUGAAGAAGCGUAUCUACAAGGCCGCCGACUUUGUGGCCGAGGGGUCCAAUCAGACUCGGGAAGAGGCCCUCAAGAGGAUCGGCAUCAGCCCCCAGUGUGGGUUCAGUACCCACGAGUCCGGGUAUCCGCUGUCCGACCAGGAUCAGAGUGCUAAACUCGCGCUGGUCCGGGAGAUUGCCGACGAGAUCUGGGGAGAGCCGUGA